GGCGGUGCUGAGCGCGGCUCCUCCUCCUGCUCGUCCUCGUCCUCCUGUCCUCGCCUUCUCCGGGCUUUGCCACCGCGCCGCCGGGCUGCUCCUCCUCCCUCUCCCGGGCGCCGGCGGCGAUGUUCAACCGCGCCGUGAGCCGGCUGAGCAGGAAGAGGCCGCCGUCAGACCUCCACGACAGUGAUGGGAGCUCCAGCAGCAGCCAUCCGCAUCUCAAAAGCACAGCCAAGUGGGCAGCCUCCUUGGAGAAUCUGCUUGAAGACCCGGAAGGCGUGAAAAGAUUUAGGGAGUUUUUAAAAAAGGAAUUCAGUGAAGAAAAUGUUUUGUUUUGGCUAGCAUGUGAAGAUUUUAAGAAAACACAAGAUAAGAAACAGAUGCAGGAGAAGGCGAAGGAGAUCUACGGGACCUUCCUGUCCAGUAAGGCCUCUUCUCAAGUCAACGUCGAGGGGCAGUCCCGGCUAAAUGAAAAGAUCCUGGAAGAGCCACACCCUCUGAUGUUCCAGAAACUGCAGGACCAGAUCUUCAAUCUCAUGAAGUACGACAGCUACAGCCGCUUCUUAAAGUCUGACUUGUUUUUAAAGCACAAGCGAACCGAGGAAGAGGAAGGAGAUCCACCCGAUGCCCAAACUGCAGCAAAAAGAGCUUCAAGAAUUUAUAACACAUGAUCCCCCUCCCCAAAGAGCCAGGGGGAGCCUAAGGAGCAUGGAAACUCAUUCUCAGGUCAUUGCAGGGUUUAUAAUUGCUUUGUGAUUUGCAAAGACUGAAAUACACAAACCCUUCGAUGCGAUGUGUAUAUUCGA
Molecule: messenger RNA, 800 nt
Organism: Choloepus didactylus (southern two-toed sloth)
Lineage: Eukaryota; Metazoa; Chordata; Mammalia; Pilosa; Megalonychidae
Gene: RGS10
Product: regulator of G protein signaling 10
Exons: 5
Coding region: 120-665 (181 amino acids)
Biological process (GO): regulation of G protein-coupled receptor signaling pathway
Molecular function (GO): GTPase activator activity; G-protein alpha-subunit binding
Source: RefSeq, a predicted model, not a curated record